This is a messenger RNA of Micropterus salmoides (largemouth bass), 1011 nucleotides long. Its product is annotated as 5-hydroxytryptamine receptor 3A-like. Lineage: Eukaryota; Metazoa; Chordata; Actinopteri; Centrarchiformes; Centrarchidae. Bases 1 to 1011 code for a protein of 336 amino acids. Gene Ontology annotation, cellular component: membrane; neuron projection; synapse. The transcript has 7 exons. Gene Ontology annotation, molecular function: extracellular ligand-gated monoatomic ion channel activity; neurotransmitter receptor activity; transmembrane signaling receptor activity. Gene Ontology annotation, biological process: chemical synaptic transmission; monoatomic ion transmembrane transport; regulation of membrane potential. The record is from RefSeq and is a predicted model, not a curated record.
AUGUAUCUUGAUAUUCUUCCAGUAAAUAGUGAUUCCUCUGAGGGUAAAUGUGGUUAUCAGGAUGUUUUGAACUACCUCAACCUGACCAAAAAUAAUGAUCUGUACACCAUGGCCCGCCCUGUUAUAAACUACACAACGACUACAAAUGUAUACCUCCAAAUGCUGGUCCAUAGCAUCCUAGAUGUGAAGGAGACUGACCAGACUUUUGUUCCUUACAUUUGGAUUUAUAUGGCGUGGCAAAAUGAACACAUUUACUGGAAACCAGAGGACUUUUGUGGGCUUAGUAGUAUGUCAGUUCCUAUUGAUAGAUUGUGGAGGCCUGAUAUAACUAUUGAAGAGAUGACAGAAAUGGAUAAAGCUCCCCCAAGUCCUUAUAUCAGAAUAUUUUGGAACGGUUGGGUUGUACGUCUGAAUGAUAUGGUUCUGGUCAGCACAUGCAAGAUGCAAGUUUACAAAUUCCCUUUCGACAUUCAGAGCUGCAACAUAUCUUUCAAAUCUGCCAUACACCACGUUUCACAGAUCUCCAUGAAGAGACGGUCCCUCCUCUACGUUGUCAAUUUCUUGUUGCCUGUCCUGUUCUUCUUGUGUCUGGACUUGUCCUCCUUCCUGAUCUCAGACAGAGGGGGCGAAAAGCUCAGCUUCAAGGUCACUGUGCUGCUUGCUGUCACUGUGUUACAACUUAUUCUGAAUGAAAUUCUGCCUUCCUCAUCAAACAGGAUUCCACUUAUAGCAACCUACUGUAUUGGGAGUUUUGCAUUGAUGAUGCUCAGCCUCCUGGAGACGAUUUUGGUGAUGCAUCUGAUGGAGAAAGACUCUGCAUCCCAAGACGAGGCAAACAAAGACCAAAGCCUGAGUGAGGACUGUGGGGACAAACGAGGCAAAGUCACCUUCCACAAUUGUUGUAGAGGUGAGAUUAAGAAAUGGACUCACUGUGUGUCUGUCUGUGAUGUGUCUACUGGUGAAACUCCAUCUGGACUGCUGUCAGUGGCCAAAGAGGUUAGAAUUAAUUAA